AAAAAAAUGAAUCCAUUUCCAAACUUUCCGAAAAUCGGUUCUGCUUUCUCCCCCCUUCUCUCUCUCUUCUGAAGAACAAAACCCCCAAAAAAUUCAAAUAAAAUACUGAAAAAUCUCUCACUUUUGGGCGUUUGGGGAGAAAGCUAUUGCAUUUUAAUUUUAUAUCAAAAUUGAAAUUCUGAAUUUGCAUUUGGGAUUUGGGGUUUCAGUUUUGAUUCCGGGAAUCUGUGAAGGUUUUUUUUUUUUUUUUUUAAUUUUUAUUUUGAUGGUUCAGCUGAUGGGAUCGUUGCAUUCACAGAGUAUUGAGGAUUUUACUGAAGAACAGUAUGCAUCUCUCGCGAAACGGUCUCGUUUCGCCACCGCCCCUCUUGAUCAGUUGAGCACAGGGAACCAUGUGUUUGCAGUCCCGGCUUCGCAGUACAAUCCACUUGACGAGCCAAGCCCGUUGGGUUUGAGGCUCAGAAAAAGUCCGUCAUUGUUGGAUUUGAUCCAAAUGAGGCUCUCUCAAGGAGGUAGUGCUUCAGUCUCGAUGACACCUAGUGAAAUUGCUGACUCUGGAAUCAAGAAAGAGGUCAAAGGGAGUACUGCUUCAAGUGCUAAUGACAAGUUGAAGGCUUCGAAUUUUCCCGCUUCGUUAUUGAGAAUCGGCAGCUGGGAGUAUGUGUCAAAAUAUGAAGGUGAUCUGGUGGCGAAGUGUUAUUUUGCGAAGCAUAAGCUUGUCUGGGAAGUUCUUGAAGGUGGUCUAAAGAGUAAAAUCGAGAUCCAGUGGUCUGAUAUUACAGCUCUGAAAGCUGACUGUCCUAGUGAUGCUCCCGGCAGUAUAACCAUAGUGUUAGCUCGGCCACCUGUCUUUUACCGGGAGACCAAUCCACAACCCAGAAAACAUACUCUGUGGCAGGCAACCACCGAUUUUACUGAUGAACAGGCUAGCAUAAACAAGCAACAUUACAUACAGUGCCCUCCAGGCGUGCUGGACAAGCAUUAUGAGAAGCUUAUCCAAUGUGACAUGCGUCUUAAUAUUUUGAGCCGACAACCUGAACUAGUUAUGGAUUCGCCAUUCUUCGAACCACAACCUUCUCUUUCCGAAAAUUCAGAAGAAUCUAAAGGCGAUGGAUCCAAUCAGCUGCCAGCAGUUGCUAAAGGAUCCCCCAUCUCCGUAUUUCAAGAUACGGCACCAGAAGCUACUGCACAGUUAUCUUCCUCCAGUUUUGGACAGAAUUCUUUAGCAGUUCAAAAUGUUUCUAAAGAAGCGGCAUCACCUAGCUCAGUAGUGAUGGAUACCCAAGCAAUGGAAGGACAAAAAAGCCGGGACUCGUUGAAGAUACAAGGGCUACGCCCCUCAAUGUCAAUGAGUGAUCUUGUGAACCAGAUCGAAAACUGUAUUUCAGAGCAGAUGACCUCAGGAAAUUUACCCUCAGAAACUGCAUCAGAAUGCCAUGACAUGCUGGAAAACAUCGCCCAAGUUUUGCUAAGCGACAACAAUUGUGCAACGGGAUUGGACGAAAAGUCGCUCAUGAAAAAGGUGAAUUCUCUUUGCUGCUUACUACAGGAUCCUGUCACAGCUUCCAAUGAUGGAGAAAACCAUUACAAAACUGCUGAUAAUCGAGGAAAGAACGCGUGCUUUGACUUUGUGAGCGACUCCUGUACAAAUGAGAAGGUCUCUGAUGGGAAUUUAAAGCCGGCAGCACCUGGCUUGACAAGAAAAGACUCGUUGAGUGACUUGCUUAGCCAUCUUCCGAGUAUUGCUUCUCUUCCGAAACUUCCAAAGUUCUUGUUUGGCAUAGAAGAAGAUGGUGAAUACUAAGCUCUACAUAUACAUAUAGUUAUUUGUUGAUCCAUCGAUAUUUAUAUAUAAUUAUGUAUAUGUUGAUAGCUAUGUAGCUGAUUUUGGUUUGUAUCCUCGGUUGGUUUAGAAGUGUUUUGAUUGGUUAAGUGCGGUUUGGGUGUUGAGAUAGGAUUCUGAAAUCGAGGUUUAUGAAGGGUCCUGAUAAUGAUUGAUAGUGCAAGAAUAGGAUUGGUGCAACUCUUCUCUCUUCAGUUGUCUUUCAGAUUUAGGAAACAUUAUUAUUAUGUA
Erythranthe guttata (spotted monkey flower) is the source of this 2074-nucleotide messenger RNA. RefSeq names its product ATP-dependent DNA helicase. The record is from RefSeq and is a predicted model, not a curated record. Lineage: Eukaryota; Viridiplantae; Streptophyta; Magnoliopsida; Lamiales; Phrymaceae.